CGUUUUGUUUUAAGAUGUGUCCCACCGAUUUUCUUAUUCAUUUAUGUCAAGAUAUCCAAAGCAAAAUGCUACCUCGAGGCCAUCAUAUUCGUCUACAAUUCCUAGGUACUAUUUCUGGGAAUUUAAUAAAUUUAACGUAUGGACUGACAAUCGGUUGGAUUAUAGUUUAUACAAAUCAAUUUCAUUCCUCUGCGAACCCAUUAAAAGUGCCACCACUUGAUCCAAUCGAAGUAAAAUGGAUCGAACUCUCUCUUUAUAUCGGCGGUUUGAUUGGAACGAUAUUUCUAACGAUGAACGGUGAUGUUUUUGGAAGAAAAUACACGUUAGUCGUUUUGAUUGUUCCACAAGGUUUUGCGUGGUUAUCAAAAAUGCUUGCAACAAAUGCAACUGAGGUGUACAUCGGACGAUUUUUAUCAGGAUUUUCGGCCGGCGGUUCAAUCAAUUUGAUAGUUCUAUUCGUUACUGAACUGGCCGAUGAUAAAUUUCGAGGACGACUCAGCUCAAUCUUACCGCUUUCGAUUACCAUCGGAAUGUUAAUCAUCUUCAUAUCGAAUAUUUACACAUCUUUCAUGAACAUUGCUUACAUUGCUCUCACCGUUCUGUUCCUGUACUUAUGUCUGUAUACAUUCUUUCCCGAUACACCACGGCAGCUGUACAAGAUUCGUCGGAAGGAGCAAGCAAUCAAUUCGCUUCAAAUUUACAAAGACAUCAGUGAUUUGGAGUGUCAAACAGAUGAUUGUUACCAAAUAGAGGUGAAGAAAAUGCGUCGGGCUUUGAUAGCCGAAAGCGGCUGUAUUCUUCAAAACAGUGGCAAAGCGACACUGAAAUCGCUAAUAAUAAGUGUGGCUUUGAUUAUUCUGAAUGUGUAUGUAAAUUGGUUUGUGAUGCACCAUUUAACAAAACAUCAGUUACUGGACCGCGCUUUAUUGAGUAUCAGCGAUUUUCGGAUUGUGAUUGGUGUAUGUCAAGUGGCUGGGUCGCUGCUUUGUUUAACUAUAGUCGACUUCGUUGAGAGAAAGUAUAUUUUGCUGGCAUCAUUGGUAGGAAUCACAGUCUCUCAAGUCAUUUACGCCAUCUAUGAUGCGUAUUUCACAGAUAAAACCUCUUUGCCAAUUUUGUUUAUCGCUAUAGCCGCGUUCAGUUUGCAUUUCGGUGUGUAUCCAUUGACAUUUGUCCUAAUCCCAGAGAUCAUUCCAGAGAGGAUUCGGAUCUAUGCAGUCACAUUUGUGUUCAGUUUAAUGUGGAUGUUAAUGUUUGCACUGUCAUACAGUGAAACGGCUUUAGCUGACUACUUAUACAGUGCAAACUAUGUCAUUGUGCCAAUUUUCAUCGCUAUCAAUAUAGUUUGUUCGUUGAUAUUUUGGAUUUUGAUACCACCAACAAAGAAAAAAUCAUACGGUCAAAUUUUUAGCCAUCUUAAUUUCGGAUUAGACUUGUAAACUUAAA
Molecule: messenger RNA, 1446 nt
Organism: Sitodiplosis mosellana (orange wheat blossom midge)
Lineage: Eukaryota; Metazoa; Arthropoda; Insecta; Diptera; Cecidomyiidae
Exons: 8
Coding region: 15-1439 (474 amino acids)
Biological process (GO): transmembrane transport
Cellular component (GO): membrane
Molecular function (GO): transmembrane transporter activity
Source: RefSeq, a predicted model, not a curated record